AGGACGGGAAGCAUGAGAUGUGUUUCGUAUUAGUACUAGACAUAUUCUACUGUUAGUCUUCGAACAUAAAAUGUCCUCUUCAGCUUGCGUCCCGGCAUCUGGAAUUCCCGCGCGGCAAUACCGUUUAUAAGUCUAUCUUAUACUCCAGUUGCAUUGCAUACGGUGAGUCUGCCAAGUCUGCCUAACAAUCAAUGUCUUUAUAUAGAAACAAGGGGAGCGUGCCGAGCCGAGACAGCUUGGAGCAGACAAGACAAGACAACAGGUGAGUUCCUAACCGCCUACACAGCGGCAAUAGCCCAAUACUCGUCCCCUUUUACUCCUGCAAAUGCCGCGAAUCACACAAUGUGAGGGGUCUCUCAAUGGCGAGGUGCAGAUGCGGGAUAUGGAUAGCAGGGGUUUUCGAGGAUCACUACCCCCAACAUGGUAGUUAUCUCGCUAAGAUGCGCCCAUCCACCUGCUUCAAUUGGUCAUUGGCCGCAGUUUCAGCCUCGCUGUUGGACGCGUCUUUUCCCCGGGCGGCUGGUGAAGAUUGUUGGAGAUCAGGAUCAACCAACAACGACAGCCUACAGCCUUGCCAGGGAAACUGGCAACGGCGACGUCCUUGUUGCAAAUGCUACCAUCUUCAUCGCCGAUACGGCUUCGAUCAUUCUAUAGCCCUUAAAGACCUACCUUGCCUGCGCUCGAAAAGGAGGGGCCGCUUAUAGGAGCAAAAUCACACAACCGAACGUAACUCCACCAACAAGGCUACGAAUCUCACGAUGUCAUCGCCCCAAGGCGACAGCGACGAAGGCUGGUGGCCAGAGGGCAAAGACCACCAAAACGGGUGGAGACUCGACAUCGUCUCCCUCCUCGCCGUGAUCGGCGAAUCCUCCAUGGCCGAACACUCCCAAGCCAUGACAGCCUCCUGGAUCGGGUGCCUCCCGCGCAUCAUCCCCGCGCCCCAAGUCCUCCUCAAGCCCACCCGCCCAACGCGAAUGCCACACACUACCGCCAGCGUCGUGGGCGUCAAGAACGGCAUCCAAGUCCCCACCCUCAACUACUUCCCCAACAUCGUCCACCCCAUCGAAGAUCUCGCCCCCUUCUCCUUCCGCGUCUACCGCAUCCGCCACUCCCGCCACGCCCUCUCCCAACACAACGACCCGCGCUCCUGGCGCUCCGUCAACUCCCGCCACAACACCACCCUCCCGCGACACAACGGCUUCUUCACCACCGCCUCCAACUUCCUCCGCGGCACCUGGCUGCGCCGCGCCGACCCCGAGAAAGCUCCCAUCAUCGCGGCACAGCCGCUGAAGCCCCCUCCUCAUGUCCCCGCGAAGACCUUAUCCCCGCUCAACCUCCUCAGCAUCUUCUCCUGCGUCCUCACCUGGGCCAUCUUCGCAGUCUCCCUCUACAACCGCGACGCCAUCGCCUGCCUGGCACUCAUAGCCAUCUCCCUCGUCUCCACCAUCGUCGGCUACGCAUCCCUCUGGUCCCCACAGCUCAUGAAGCGCACUUCCGGCGCUGUGGUGCCAGAAGGUGACGUCGUGAUCCGCACGCGCGAGGGGGCCUUCAUAGUCGUCAAAUGCGACGAGAAUGUCGCGCGGGAACUCUACACCGGGACGGAGGAAUGCACAUACCUCGUUCACUCUGUCCGCGCCUACCGCGCUCUCAUCGGCCUCGCGACAUUCAUCCUCAUGGUCGCCGUCGUGCUGCUGGGAAACUGUAAUUUCAACCAACAAGCCGCCAUAGGCAGCGCCUACAUCGUGCUCAACGGGCUCUACUGGGCCGCCUCCCUCGUUCCCAAGAAGGAGUUCUGGGACCUCAAAAUGUAUGAGCGCGAGGACAUCACGCCUGAUGAUUGUAGAGAUGCGGAUUGUGCGCGGCCGGGGGGGGAGCCGGAUGAUCUACCGAGUUUCACGAGGACGAUGUGGUAUGCGAUUCGGGUUACGGGGGAGGUGGGGUGGGUGAGCACGAGUGGUGCGGCGCCGAGGACGAGGGAGUGGAUGAGGUGGGUGCAGGCGGCGGAGAGGCAGGUUAAGGAACGGAAGCAGGGGUGGGAGACGUGGAAGGCGGUUAGGGAGAAGGAUUUGUUGAUUGGGCAGACGGAGAGGGGGGAGGAGGAGGGGGAGAAGGAGAAGGUGGUAGAUGGAGAGGAGGGGGAGGGGGUGGUGGGGGAGGGGCGGUGA
Molecule: messenger RNA, 2165 nt
Organism: Pseudogymnoascus verrucosus
Lineage: Eukaryota; Fungi; Ascomycota; Leotiomycetes; Thelebolales; Thelebolaceae
Exons: 1
Coding region: 759-2165 (468 amino acids)
Source: RefSeq, a predicted model, not a curated record